GAAGGCACAGAGGAUUAACUUGAUGUCAGAUAAACCCAUCAAUCAUAGACAUGGACACGCUAGUCGUGUUCAUGUGGCAGACUGGCAGUCCAACACAGUUCAAGUGCUAUCCAAUCAGAAGUCUAUCCGAUUCUCCUUUCGAUUAGUACAACUUAAUUUGACGGCGCCUCCUGAUAAAACGAGGCCAUGCAUGCUCUGUCUUUCUUCAGGCUCAUGGAGAAAGACAUUUUGCUGGAAGCUCAUGGAGAAAGACAUUUUGCUGGAAGCAAGCAGCAUCUUCAGGCUUUCACCAGUCCCGGAUUACCGUAAUCGUGGUACGAUCCGUUCAUGCAUUCACAUUCCAUCUAAAAACGUACCAGCUGCAUUAACAUCUUUUGUGGGAGUAGAUGGCAACAUGGCAUCGCUGUCGAGAGCAGUUUUCUUUCAGUACCACUGUAGAGCCACUGUCAUUGAUAGUAGGCACAAUAAAGGUCAAGCACAUGAAAUGCUUCCAUGAACCGGAGCUACCGUCCACAGUAAAUGAAUCAAUGCGUUAACCCUCUAUGUGCGGAUGUGCGCCGUUUGGCAGCUGGUAGGAAGUAGCAGCAGCAUCACCAUGGCUUUAAUGUUUUUCAACCUUGCAGAUGGAGUCGAAUUUGUAGUGGAGUAGAGCACACAAGGGUCAAGUGUCCCUCCUGAAAUAUCUCCAGGAAAUGGAGGAAUGUGACAAGCAAACCUAACCAUAGGUCUCGAAGCAAAACCCACCGCGUCGCCAAAAUGAAUUCUCACUUCAAUGCGGGACAGAAGCAACCACCUCAUUUUAUUACACUUCUCGCUUUCCAGUUUCCACUCCACGAGCAGAGACCACAGUCCACACUCCACGCAGCUCACUGGAAGCAUGUUAAGCUGGAGAGUGGAGUGUACAUAAGCAGCAGAGCUUGAUCUGCCCCCAAAUCCAAGCUUUGCUCCCAAAAGCUCCUUUGCAUCUAUCUAUCAAAUUAUUCUCCCUUUCUCUUCUCCAUGGAUUUUUGCAAGGCGAGAUGGAAGGUUCCGGCGCUGUGCCUGGUGACUGUUCUUCUCCAAGCAAGCCUCUCUGCUUGCGCGCCAACUCCCAAGACUUACAUCGUGCAGAUGGCGGCGUCUGAGAUGCCGAGCUCGUUCGAUUUUUACCAUGAGUGGUACGCUUCCACGGUGAAGUCGGUGAGCUCUUCGCAGCUGGAAGAUGAAGAGGAUGAUGCUUCCACGAGGAUUAUCUACAACUACGAGACGGCAUUCCAUGGCUUCGCGGCUCAGCUCGACGAGGAGGAAGCCGAGCUGAUGGCCGAGGCGGACGGCGUGCUGGCCGUGAUCCCGGAGACGGUGUUGCAGCUGCACACCACCAGGAGCCCGGACUUCCUCGGCAUUGGCCCGGAGGUCAGCAACAGGAUAUGGUCCGACAGCCUCGCCGACCACGACGUCGUCGUCGGCGUGCUCGACACCGGCAUAUGGCCGGAGAGCCCCAGCUUCAGCGACAAGGGCCUCGGCCCCGUGCCGGCCAAGUGGAAAGGCCUCUGCCAGACCGGCCGCGGCUUCACCACGGCGAACUGCAACCGCAAGAUCGUCGGGGCGCGCAUCUUCUACAACGGCUACGAGGCCUCGUCGGGGCCCAUCAACGAGACGACCGAGCUCAAGUCCCCGCGCGACCAGGACGGGCACGGCACGCACACCGCCGCCACCGCCGCGGGCUCGCCCGUGCAGGACGCCAACCUGUACGGCUACGCCGGCGGCGUCGCCCGUGGCAUGGCGCCCCGCGCCCGCGUCGCGGCCUACAAGGUGUGCUGGGCGGGAGGGUGCUUCAGCUCCGACAUCCUGGCGGCCGUCGAUCGCGCCGUGUCGGACGGCGUCGACGUGCUCUCCAUCUCCCUCGGGGGUGGCGCCUCCCGGUACUACCUCGACAGCUUGUCCAUAGCGUCGUUCGGGGCCAUGCAGAUGGGCGUGUUCGUCGCCUGCUCGGCCGGCAACGCCGGGCCUGACCCGAUAAGCCUCACCAACCUGUCGCCGUGGAUAACCACGGUGGGCGCGAGCACCAUGGACCGUGACUUCCCGGCCACGGUGACGCUCGGCAACGGCGCGAACAUCACCGGCGUCUCGCUUUACAAAGGCCUGCGAAAUCUGUCGCCGCAGGAGCAGUAUCCGGUGGUCUACUUGGGCGGCAAUUCCAGCAUGCCGGACCCCCGUUCUCUGUGCCUCGAGGGGACGCUGCAGCCGCACGACGUCUCCGGGAAGAUAGUGAUCUGUGACCGCGGCAUCAGUCCUCGGGUGCAGAAGGGUCAGGUUGUCAAGGAAGCCGGCGGCAUCGGCAUGAUACUUGCCAACACCGCGGCAAACGGCGAGGAGCUGGUCGCCGACAGCCACCUGCUGCCGGCCGUGGCAGUCGGCGAGGCGGAAGGCAUUGCCGCCAAGAGCUACAGCAAGAGCGCCCCAAAACCGACCGCGACGCUCAGCUUCGGCGGAACCAAACUCGGCAUCCGGCCGUCGCCGGUGGUCGCCGCGUUCUCGUCCCGGGGACCAAACAUCCUGACUCUGGAGAUCCUCAAGCCGGACGUCGUCGCGCCCGGCGUGAACAUCUUGGCCGCAUGGAGCGGCGACGCCAGCCCGUCGAGCUUGUCCAGCGACAGCCGUCGCGUCGGGUUCAACAUCCUGUCGGGGACGUCCAUGUCGUGCCCGCACGUCGCCGGCGUGGCCGCGCUGAUCAAGGCGAGCCACCCGGACUGGAGCCCAGCACAGAUCAAGUCCGCGCUGAUGACCACCGCGUACGUGCACGACAACACGUACCGGCCGAUGAAGGACGCGGCGACCGGCAAGGCGUCGACGCCGUUCGAGCACGGAGCGGGGCACAUACACCCGGUGCGAGCUCUCACCCCUGGCCUGGUCUACGACAUUGGCCAGGCCGACUACCUGGAGUUCCUCUGCACGCAGCACAUGACGCCGAUGCAGCUCAGGACCUUCACCAAGAACUCCAACAUGACAUGCAGGCACACCUUCAGUUCCGCCAGCGACCUCAACUAUCCGGCCAUCUCAGUCGUCUUCGCCGACCAGCCAUCCAAGGCGCUGACGGUGCGCCGCACUGUCACGAACGUUGGUCCUCCAUCUUCGACGUACCAUGUCAAGGUCACCAAGUUCAAGGGCGCCGAUGUCAUCGUCGAACCGAACACCCUGCACUUCGUAAGCACAAACCAGAAGCUUAGCUAUAAGGUUACAGUGACAACCAAGGCCGCCCAGAAGGCACCGGAGUUCGGAGCCCUGUCCUGGAGCGACGGCGUCCACAUUGUCAGGAGCCCUGUCGUCCUAACAUGGCUGCCACCACAGUGAGCCCCUUUGGUGUUGUUGCAUUAGACAAAUCAUGAAGCAGAAACAUCUGUGUCCUGGCUUCAGAUAUAGCAAGUCUGAUAUAGGUCGCGUAUCAGCAGCACAGCACAGUUCACUUAGUGAAGAAAAGCUGCACUCCAAAACAAGCUUUAUUCCUCACUGUAUCCAUGCUUAUUCCAAUUGUUCAGUAGUUGGUUGAUUGUUUCUA
Messenger RNA from Oryza sativa Japonica Group (Japanese rice), 3535 nucleotides. Its product is annotated as subtilisin-like protease SBT1.3. Gene Ontology annotation, molecular function: serine-type endopeptidase activity. NCBI's taxonomy places the organism in Eukaryota, Viridiplantae, Streptophyta, Magnoliopsida, Poales, Poaceae. The record is from RefSeq and is a predicted model, not a curated record. Gene Ontology annotation, biological process: proteolysis.